Messenger RNA from Schistocerca gregaria, 855 nucleotides. Its product is annotated as 40S ribosomal protein S2-like. Gene Ontology annotation, cellular component: ribosome; cytosolic small ribosomal subunit. The record is from RefSeq and is a predicted model, not a curated record. Gene Ontology annotation, molecular function: structural constituent of ribosome; RNA binding. Bases 24 to 797 code for a protein of 257 amino acids. The transcript has 2 exons. Lineage: Eukaryota; Metazoa; Arthropoda; Insecta; Orthoptera; Acrididae. Gene Ontology annotation, biological process: translation.
GUAUUCUGUAUCCACUAGACAGCAUGGCAGAGAGCGCAGGAUCUGAUAGACGUGGUCGCGGGCGCGGAGGCCGUCGUGGACGCGGAAGAAGAGACAGAGGUAUGCUUCGGGCCCAGGAAAGUGAUAACUGGGUUCCGUGUACGAAGCUGGGUCGAUUGGUCAAAGACGGCAAAAUCAAAGAAUUAGAAGAGAUUUUCUUCCAUUCUCUGUGCGUGAAGGAAUACCAGAUUAUCGACUAUUUCAUUCCGCCUAGUCGACUAAAGGAGGAUGUGAUGAAGAUCAUGCCAGUACAGAAGCAGACCCGGGCCGGGCAAAGGACUCGGUUCAAGGCAUUCAUGGUCGUGGGAGACAACAAUGGCCACAUUGGAUUGGGUGUCAAAUGUGCCAAAGAGGUAGCGACUGCUAUCAGAGGAGCUAUCGUCGCGGCGAAACUAGCGGUUGUGCCUGUUCGGCGUGGCUAUUGGGGAAAUAAAAUCGGAGCACCGCACACCGUUCCAAAUAAGAUCAGCGGGAAAUGUGGCUCUGUCACUCUGAGACUCAUCCCGGCACCACGUGGUACAAGCAUUAUCGCUGCGCGUGUGCCUAAAAAAAUCUUGUCUUUCGCUGGGGUCGAAGACGUGUUUACCAUGUCUUUUGGCAGCACUAAAACACUUGGGAAUUUUGCCAAAGCCACGUUCAUUGCUCUCAAAAAAACUUAUAGCUAUAUCACUCCAGACCUCUGGGAUGAUUUUGAACUUACAAAAUCGCCUUUUCAAAUUUACUCUGAUUUUUUGGCAGCUGGAAAAAAGCAUGUCUAAAAUAAAUAACGUUCUUUUUUACCCCUGAAUAAAAUAUACGGUUUCGUAAUGACAAUUA